Molecule: messenger RNA, 1925 nt
Organism: Prinia subflava (tawny-flanked prinia)
Lineage: Eukaryota; Metazoa; Chordata; Aves; Passeriformes; Cisticolidae
Gene: GNAT3
Product: G protein subunit alpha transducin 3
Exons: 8
Coding region: 682-1746 (354 amino acids)
Biological process (GO): detection of chemical stimulus involved in sensory perception of bitter taste; adenylate cyclase-modulating G protein-coupled receptor signaling pathway; sensory perception of sweet taste
Cellular component (GO): heterotrimeric G-protein complex; photoreceptor outer segment; photoreceptor inner segment
Molecular function (GO): GTP binding; G-protein beta/gamma-subunit complex binding; G protein-coupled receptor binding
Source: RefSeq, a predicted model, not a curated record
UUAAUCAAGGAAUGUCUGCACAAAAAUAUUAGAGAAAUAUUACAAAUUAAUGUAAGGUGUCCUUUACUCUUCCAAGAAAAUAAAUGUGCUUGCCAUAAUAUGAAAAUGCAGCAAACAUUCCACAUGCUAGUUAAUAAAUCAAAAAUAAUAAAUCAAAGAUGUCUUUACCAUGUAAAUUCAAUUUCUGUCAUUUGAAAAUAUAGGACACAUAUAUUUAGAGCUAUGACCACUGAGAAAGACGAAAACAAAAAAAAAAGUAAAUGCUGAGUUUUUUGCUUCAGGGCAUGCAUACUACUUCAUAAGCUGAAAAUUUUACUCUAUAGUUAUUUCCAACCCUUUUUCAAGACAUUUUACACUUUUUUUUUUUUUUGGAGUGUGUGAAACAAGACCUCCCUGAACAAGAAGACAGAUUUAUGCAUACUUUGGUUUGAUCAUGAAUGGAGAACUUUGAUUCUAUGACAUCACAACCUCCCUCUUUGUGUUCCUAUGUAAAUGCUUGAGUGCAGCAUCUCCAGGUCGUAUGACAGGUGGAAAAAGAACCAUUUGAUUUGAAGGGUGACCAGAGAGGUCAAAUGGGAUUGUAAAAUUAUCUUUAGGCACUGAUGGUUGUCCUUCUGAAUUGAAGCAACUGGUCUGAUAAGAAGCAACUCAGCUGCAUAAAGAGAAUUUUAACAUCUCAAGAUGGGCAGCGGAGCCAGUUCAGAGAGCAAGGAGUCAGCCAGGAGAUCCAGAGAACUGGAAAAGAAACUCCAGGAAGAUGCAGAGAGGGAAGCCAGGACAGUCAAACUACUACUGUUGGGUGCUGGAGAGUCAGGAAAGAGCACUAUUGUAAAGCAAAUGAAGAUCAUCCAUAAAGAUGGCUACACCUACGAGGAACGCCUGGAGUUCAGACCUAUCAUUUACAGUAACGCAGUGCAGUCUAUCCUGGCUAUUGUGAAAGCAAUGACUAAAUUAGGAAUCAGUUAUGAAAACCCUGCUAGAAUUGAAGACGAAAGGAAGCUGUGUGCCAUGGCAACGACCCUGGAGGACGGCAGGCUGUCUCCCGAGCUGGUGGAGCUGGUGAAGCGGCUGUGGCAGGACGGCGGGACCCGCGCCUGCUUCGCCAGGGCGGCCGAGUACCAGCUCAGCGACUCGGCGGCGUAUUACCUCAACGAUUUGGACAGGCUGGCAAUGCCAGACUAUGUCCCUACAGAGCAAGAUGUGCUGCACUCCCGGGUGCAGACAACGGGGAUCAUAGAGACUCAGUUUUCUUUCAAGGAUUUAGACUUCAGGAUGUUUGAUGUGGGUGGACAACGAUCAGAGAGAAAAAAGUGGAUUCACUGCUUUGAAGGAGUUACUUGCAUCAUAUUCUGUGCUGCACUCAGUGCCUAUGACAUGGUUCUGGUGGAAGAUAAAGAAGUGAACAGAAUGCAUGAAAGCCUUCAUCUGUUCAACAGCAUCUGCAACCAUAAGUGCUUUGCAGCCACUUCCAUUGUGCUGUUCCUGAACAAAAAAGACCUCUUUCAAGAGAAAAUAACAAAAGUUCACCUGAAUAUCUGCUUUCCUGAGUAUAAUGGACAAAAUACAUUUGAAGAUGCUGCAAAUUACAUCAAGAAACAAUUUCUAGACUUAAACUUAAGGAAACAGGAUAAAGAGAUAUAUUGUCACUUGACCUGUGCUACAGACACCCAGAAUGUCAAAUUUGUUUUUGAUGCAGUCACAGACAUAAUAAUCAAAGAAAAUCUGAAAGACUGUGGGCUUUUCUAACCAUUCAUUCCAUUGUUUAGAGCUUCAGUCCAUUUUCCUCUCUUCCUCUGAUGUGUUGACUGAAAUAAAAAUAUCCUCUAGGUAAGAAAAAAUAUCAAUUAGGCACCUAUUAGAGUUAGUGGAAGCAUUGGGUACAGCCUAAACGUUGCAGAGCAACACAGACCUCCCAGAUAUCAUAA